This is a messenger RNA of Balearica regulorum gibbericeps (East African grey crowned-crane), 378 nucleotides long. The record is from RefSeq and is a predicted model, not a curated record. NCBI's taxonomy places the organism in Eukaryota, Metazoa, Chordata, Aves, Gruiformes, Gruidae.
UUGGAAAAGUUCUUGAUCCCUAAUGCUUCGCAAGCAGAAAGUAAAGUUUUCUAUUUGAAAAUGAAAGGAGACUACUACCGUUACUUGGCUGAGGUUGCUGCUGGAGAUGACAAAAAAGGGAUAGUGGAGCAAUCACAACAAGCAUACCAGGAAGCUUUUGAAAUCAGUAAAAAGGAGAUGCAGCCAACGCAUCCUAUCAGAUUAGGUCUGGCUCUAAACUUCUCCGUGUUUUAUUACGAGAUUCUUAAUUCCCCGGAGAAAGCCUGUUCCCUUGCAAAAACGGCUUUUGAUGAAGCAAUUGCUGAACUUGAUACAUUAAGUGAAGAGUCAUACAAAGACAGCACGCUAAUAAUGCAGUUACUGAGAGACAACUUGACA